AUGGUGGCAACAUAUGAUGAAACGACAGGGCGCUUGCACGGCGUCCGCGAGAACGCCGAUGGGAGCAUCGACCAAGACUCGCUUCCGUACACCGCCCAGCUCGCCGUCAACGAGGUCACGAACUGGAUCUACGACUGCCAGGAGGAUGGGACAAUUGAAGGUGUCGUAGAUGGCUAUGAUACCCGCCGUUGGACCCCUCAAGGAGAGCGCAAGGCACCCAAAUUCGUCCGCUUCCACCAGUUCGACAGCGGCAAACACUGCGAUGAAAUAUUUUGGGAAGAUCCAUAUACGUUCACUCCGCGACGCGGCAGGCUCGGCUAUGUCGACUCUUGGGGUAUCUACCCCCACGAUGCGGACGGCCAUCGCGAAGUGGACGGAAUGCGUAUUUAUGAGCGCAGCACACACCUCAUCAUGAAACCGCCAGAGCUCCAGUUCAUCCAUGCGCUCAUGGACAAAAAGGCAAGGUCGUCAGACCCCGCGACAUCUGCCGCCACGCCCGCCGCUCACUGCACACACCACAGCCAUAUCCCGCAUCCGAAAGACCCUAGGGCAGACCGGUACUGGCGGCGCAUUCGCGUCUCGGGAGGACUGCCUCUCAGCGUAUUUGCAGACAAAGUUUUGACACCGGUCUGGGGUUGGGUCCGCAACCUCCACGCACACACUUUCCAUGACUACUCGGACGGGUCCUUGUUCGGUCCUACGGACUGCAACGCCGUCGAUAUGAUGCACCUCGACAAAUCUGGGUACGCGUACAUGCCGGAGGAAGACUACUGCCUCGCGCAUCUCCUCCGGAAGCCCGGCCAAGUGAUAGGCUACCACUACGACUUUGGCGACAACUGGUGGGUCGACCUCAAGCUCGAGGCGAUCACCCCGCCCUGGGAAAGCACAGGCGCAGUCGAGGUGCUCGACGGCGCAGGCGGCACCCCGCCCGACGGCCAGCUCACCGGCACCUGGCACUGGGCCGACUACCUCGCGCGCGCCUCAAAGUCGCUCAGCGCAAAGCGCGAGGCCGUCAUCGCGCUCUUCGGCGCGACGAACUACGAGGGCCGGCUGCCGCCCACGCUGCCCACGCAGUACGACUUCGACGCGUUCGACCUGCAGGAGGCGCGCGCGCGCGUGCGGCAGGCGCUCGACAGCAAGGCGAGCAUGCCGGGCGCGAGCAAGAAGGUCGUCACGCCGAUCGCGAAGAACGCGCGGGACGACGAUUUGGCGGUGAUGCUGCGGCUGGGCGUGCACCCGAGCGAGAUGAAGAAGGGUACGGUGCUUGUGCGGACGCCGGUCGCGGGGAGCACUGUGGGCGCGUUUUGGGAGGAGGGCGUGCGCGACCGCAGGAUGGACAACCCGGGGAACACGGCGUGUGCGCAGUGCGGCAGUCCGAACGAGCUGAAAGCGUGUGCGCGGUGCAAGCAGCGGUAUUAUUGCGGCAAGGCGUGUCAGAAGGCGCAUUGGACUGGCGGGCACAAAAUGGAGUGUGCGCGCGACAGUUCGAAGACGAUCUAG
Messenger RNA from Trametes versicolor FP-101664 SS1, 1500 nucleotides. RefSeq lists its product as uncharacterized. Lineage: Eukaryota; Fungi; Basidiomycota; Agaricomycetes; Polyporales; Polyporaceae. The coding region runs from base 1 to 1500 and encodes 499 amino acids. Gene Ontology annotation, molecular function: kinase activity. The transcript has 10 exons. The record is from RefSeq and is a predicted model, not a curated record.